This is a messenger RNA of Acanthoscelides obtectus, 852 nucleotides long. The record is from the annotation of a GenBank genome assembly. Lineage: Eukaryota; Metazoa; Arthropoda; Insecta; Coleoptera; Chrysomelidae.
AUGAAACUCAACCGAGAACAUUUUCGCGCCAUAAUUUAUUACAACUUUCAGAGACAAUUAUCGCAACAAGAAUGCCUUUACUCGCCACACCAGUCGACAAUUUUCCGUUGGUAUGAAGAAUUCAAACGUGGACGGGUGAGUCUUAGCGACGAUCCCAGGGUGGAUGCUCCAAAAACGGCAGUCAUCCAGGAAAACGUCGAUGCUAUUGAGGCGUCCUUGAAGAUCUCAAAGACCUCAAUUCAAAGAAUUUUACAUGAAGAAUUGGGAGUAAGAAAAUUACGUUCUCGUUGGAUACCCCAGAAGCAGAAAGCAGCCAGGGUUAAUUGGUGUCAAAAAACGCUUGACCGUUUCAAUUCUGGAAACUCAAGAAAUGUGUACAGCAUUGCUGUUUGGGUGUUCCAAGGUGAAGAAAAGCCAACAAAAGUCAUCCAUUCUCGAAGUGUUUCGAAAAAGAUGGCCGUGACAUUUGUGUCACAAGCAGGUCAUAUUGCAGCAAUUCCUCUUAAUGAGCAAAGAACUCUUCGAAAAAUCAGCCCCCAAAGAAGAAUCAUCCUCCACCAAGACAAUGCAAGCUCGCACACAGCCCAAAAAACAAGGCAGUAUUUAACGGAAGAAAACGUGGAAUUAUUGGACCAUCCUCCAUAUAGUCCCGAUCUAAGUCCUAACGACUUCUUUACUUUCCCGAAAAUUAAAAACAGACUGCGUGGUCAAAGGUUCCAGUCACCAGAAGAAGCAGCUGACGCAUUCAAAAAUGCCGUUUUGGAUCUGCCAGCAAACGAGUGGAAUAAGUGCUUCGAAAAUUGGUUCGAGCACAUGCAGAUGUGUAUUAAUCUUCGUGGAGAAUACUUCUAA